Messenger RNA from Pseudozyma hubeiensis SY62, 1440 nucleotides. RefSeq lists its product as hypothetical. Bases 1 to 1440 code for a protein of 479 amino acids. Gene Ontology annotation, molecular function: protein binding. The record is from RefSeq and is a predicted model, not a curated record. NCBI's taxonomy places the organism in Eukaryota, Fungi, Basidiomycota, Ustilaginomycetes, Ustilaginales, Ustilaginaceae. The transcript is spliced from 2 exons.
AUGCUGAGUUUUCGGGUGAGGAGCGUGGGAAAUCCGCGUGUGACUCGGAAAGAGUUCCGAGAUGGUGUGAGUCUGUUUCUGAGAAAUCACAUUUGGCGCACGGCCACGCAUGCAGCUCAGUUUUGCAUGCAGUCCACUCUCGCCCUCGCUCGCUUUGUCUAUCUUGCCGUCUCACCUCGACCUCACUGUCGUGUCAAAAUGUCUUACACACCAUCAGCGCUCAGCGCAACGCAAACAGCCACCGAAGCAGCGACCAAAUUCUCCACCGGUCUGUCGCACAAACUCUCUGGCAACACCGCCUUCUCUUCGGGCGACAUCACCGGUGCGCUGUCACACUACCAUCAUGCCAUCCUCUACUUUUCCGGGCUCGAGCAUCGAUCUGUGCUCGGACUUGUCGGUGAGAAUUCCGGCCAACACGGGAAACCAGAAGAUCUUUCUUCCGACGAGGAAGACGCUGACCAAAAACCAGAUGUAUUCGCGAAAAGUCAAAAGGAAUUGUCGUUGGUAUACAGCAACAUGGCAGCAUGCUACCUGAAGCAGCAAAAGUGGGAUAGGGCGGUGGAGAGCGCGGAAAAGGCGUUGAAGAGCGACUCAGGAAAUGUAAAGGCGAGGUUUAGGAAGGGUAAGGCGUUGAGGGGCAGGGGCGAUGUGUAUGCUGCGCAGAGGUGGGGGAAAGAAUGUGUGGACAAGCUGAAGGGCAAGGAGGGCGUGGUAGAGUUUGAGAGGGAGUUGAGGGAGGUGGAAGCGGUGAUCGAGGAGAAGGAGAAAGCGGACAGGGGGAAGUGGAAGGGGUUCUUGGAUAAGAAUCCCAAGCGUUCAAACGGCAGCAGCAUCGGCAUCCACUUCCGGCACCCAGACACAAAGAGUUCGAUUCAGAGGCGCGAAGAAAGGAUGGCUAAAAAGCGAUCUGCACCAACCGCAGCGGCGCAAGGGGCCAGUCCGCGCGCUUCCAAGACGAGCAAGAGUGAGAUUGACGAUAUCUUCGGCGGUAGCAGCUCUUCCUCUGCACCAGCUGGUACGGCGGACACACGAAAGGAAUCGAGACCUAGCAAGAAACAGCGCACUGCCACGGAUGACGCUGAGAAACCCUCCACAAAACGCGAGCCCUCCUCCUCAUCGAGCACGAAACCGCAAAAGAAGUCGAGACCGGUUCAGGUCGUCACAGAUACCUCUUCCUCUUCCACCGCUACUACCACCACCGCGAAACCAAAAAAGACUGCUCCAGCGAAGAAUGCGGACAUAGAUUCGUUCACAGACAGCCGUGGCAUCUCCGGCGAUCGCAAACGCACCGAAGAGGGUUACAAGAUCUACACGGUUGCAGAGCUCGGGUUGAGAGAAGACGAUGAGGGCGGGGAUACGCCAGAUUGCCCGUUCGAUUGUCAGUGCUGUAAGUACAACUCUCGAGACUGGGCCCAGAGAGACAUCGAGAUCGAUUACUAA